AUGCGUUUCCUCGCCUCUCGAGCCCUCUCAAUAGGGCGCCAGGCUUUCUCUCAGCAGCCUAUAUCGUUCACACAGCGGGCUACCCUCACCACAAUCAAGACAGCCCCCGCCCGCAUCCCAACGUUCAAGAAGCACGUCUCGUACAAGCCGGACCCUCAGAAAAAGCCCAUCAACCCCAACAAGAACAAAAAGAUUCCCUACAAGGCACGACCUCUUGAGCAGCCUAUGGUCCCUCUACCAGCUAAAGACCCCAAGGAAGUCGGCACGUAUCUUCGAUAUAUCAUCAAGCGUACACCAUCUUUGCAAAUUCCCGUCUAUCGCAAGUGGAUGUCUGGAGGCAACCGCUGUAUCGUUAUCAUCAAGAAGGUGAAGGGCGACCACGCCAAGCUGGUCAAGGAUUUGUCGGACGAUCUAGACAUUAAGGCAGAGCAUAUUCGAUUAAAUCCCGUAACACAACAUAUUGAAAUCAAGGGCGACCUGUACGCCGAGACGAUGAAAUGGAUUCUCAACGUUGGUUUUUAA
Messenger RNA from Fusarium pseudograminearum CS3096, 522 nucleotides. RefSeq lists its product as uncharacterized. Gene Ontology annotation, molecular function: structural constituent of ribosome. NCBI's taxonomy places the organism in Eukaryota, Fungi, Ascomycota, Sordariomycetes, Hypocreales, Nectriaceae. The transcript is spliced from 2 exons. The coding region runs from base 1 to 522 and encodes 173 amino acids. The record is from RefSeq and is a predicted model, not a curated record. Gene Ontology annotation, cellular component: mitochondrial large ribosomal subunit; ribosome. Gene Ontology annotation, biological process: translation.